Messenger RNA from Stegastes partitus (bicolor damselfish), 1756 nucleotides. Its product is annotated as GRAM domain-containing protein 3-like. Bases 64 to 903 code for a protein of 279 amino acids. The transcript has 12 exons. Lineage: Eukaryota; Metazoa; Chordata; Actinopteri; Pomacentridae. The record is from RefSeq and is a predicted model, not a curated record.
AGUCAGACUCUGGAUGACGCCCGGCACGAGAUCCAGGAGCUAAAUCAGAGCCUCAAUUCCAGCAUGUCCCUCAGGGAGCAGACCAUCGCGGAGGAGAAUCCUGAGCGAUCAGAUGGGUCUAUCAACAGACAAAGUUUCUCGAAGCGCAAUAAAAGCUUCCACAAACAGUUUCCGGAGAUUCCCGAGGAGGAGAAGCUGACACACACGUUCACCUGUGCCUUGCAGAAGGAGGUGCUGUAUCAUGGAAAACUCUUUGUUUCCGAGAACCAUGUGUGCUUUCACUCCUCUGUGCUGCUCAAAGAAACCAAGGUGGUGGUCGCUCUUUCCAGCGUGAGGGAGGUGAAGAAACACAACUCGGCCCUGUCGGUGCUGUCUAUUCAGUCUGUCGAUGGAGAGAAGUAUUCAUUUGUGUCUCUGAGGAACCGGGAGAUGUGUUACAAACUCCUCCACAGCAUCUGCUCACAUGUGCAGGGGGAAAGUGCAAACAGCAGCCCUCAUCUCUCCUCUGCAGAGAAUGAAGCUGAUCAUGAUGCGGCGUCCACCAGCUUUUCCAGCUUGGAGGACAGCGGAGAUCAGGAUUUCAGCAACGUCGAUAUUGACAACAGCUUUCUUCAGAUGUCCAGUGAAGGUCCGACUAGAAGCAACUCCAUUCGCCACAGCAGCUUGAUAGAUGAAGACUACAAAGAUGUAUGGUGGAUUUGGAGGGCAACUGACAGAGUCACACCGUUUUUCUUCCUCAAAGGAAGCAGGAAUCUCAGCGUUUUCUUCUACGUCUUCAUCCUGCUACUGGUGUUGCUCCUGUUGGCGUCUGGGUACAUCGGGCUAAGGAUCAUAGCCCUGGAGGAGCAGCUGAACUCUUUGGGAGCCUUGAACGAUUUGUCUUCAUACCACAGAGAGUACUAAGAGAAUAAAGCAGUGGCUGUACACCUCUGUUGAGAUCCUUCUGUGUACUGAUCCAUAGCAAGACACUCUGGCAAACCGAGACUCCGUCCAUCCUGCAUACAUCUUCCACUGAAAGGUUUUGACCAAACAAAUAUCCAAUAUUGCACACAGCAAGUCCCCUCGCAGUAUAAAAUGAAACCCCUUGUGUCAGCACGAUGUUCUACAGGGAAUGCAGGUCAGCACGAAGAUGCUGUUGGGAUGUCAGAACCAGGCCACACGUGGUGAACUACAUGGAUGAGUGAUUGUGCUGGCAGAGAGUCAUCAGGACAAUAUUUUCUAUUCGGAGCACAUUGAUUCUCUGCUGACUGAUCAAAAAAAACUGAAGGGAGGCUCUCCUGCACAGUGCCAUAUGGAGGCAGCCUGCUGAAGCCAUGUUUAUUUCCUGGCCGGUGAACAGCUGAGCUCAGCUAGCAGAAGUUGCUGGCGUCUUGGCUGUCGUUUUCUUGGAUCAACACAGUCUGCAACAGCGAGGACAUGCUGGAGUCGAUCUUAACGAGAUUACGAAAGAAGCACUUUGUCUUUGGUUUUAAAUUAUUUUUAUAUAUUGAAUUUAAGGGUUCAUGUUGUAUCAGGUAACUGCUGGAAUGUGGGUGCAUGCUUUAGAAAAAGAAAAAAAAAGACUGUUAGUGACAGUAAUCAGCCAGCAGAGGGCAGUCACUCCUAUUAAACUCAAGGCAGGGUUUGGUUCAACUGCACUUAACUGGAUAUGUAAAUUAAAUUCAGCCACUGAAAUUGUUUUAAAAUAUAAAUGUUAUGAAACUGUUACUGCUGACCUUUUGCCCUAACAAUAAAUAUUUUAAUAACUCAUAAUGUC